AUGGAUAGCGCAGAGGACUCCGGGAAGGGUGGUUCUGGCCACGAGACGGAGGUGGUUGCAAUCGCUCCGGUCAGGAGGGAUGAACCCAUCGUCACGCGCAAGGAACUGUGGAGCUACUAUCUCUACUACAACGGUGACAAUGGCGUGGGCCCGAAUGGCUACUCCAUGACGCUGUUCCAGUCACUCGCGACCGCCGCAGGAUUCGACCCCGUCAAAGGUCCCGGAUCGAGCUGCUCCGCCGCUGAUGCCUCAGGUCAAUGUGUGCUGCCCUGGGCAGGUGGUACCAAGGCCGUGAGCUCCGUCGUGCUCGUCGCGAACGGAGUCAGUUUUGCAGUCAUGACCCUUAUAUUCACGACUAUCGGAUCCGCCGCGGAUUAUGGCGGGUUUGGACGGUGGCUGCUGCUCAUCCUGACUGUCAUUUGCUGGGGGGCUCAAUUUGCCAGCAUGUCUCUGACGUCACCCGACCGGUGGAGCGCUGCGAUGGCACUCUAUAUGAUCGGGUUUAUCUCUUACGGCGCGACACUCGUAUUCUACGCAGCCGUCUUCCCGCGCCUUGCGCGGAACACCCCGCACGCGCGUAGCCUUCGUGAGAAGUACGAGAGCGGGGAGAUCCCUGCCGAGGAAUACGAGGUCGAGGAGAGUCUCGAGAAGAACCGUAUUAGCAACAUCAGCACGAUGCAUAGCAACAUUGGGUACAUUUUCACCCUCGCGCUGAACCUCUCGCUUCUUUUGCCUCGUAUGAACGACCCGAGGGUGAACAACUAUGUGCUUGUUCUGACGAACGGAUACUGGGUGCUCCUCGGAAUUUGGUGGUUCAUCUUCCAGCAGCCCAGACCUGGACCCUCUCUUCCCAAGGGAGAACAUUACUUGACAAUUGGCUGGAAACAGAUCUGGGUCGCGUUCAAGCAGUACAAGAAGCUCCCAUACACCUUCAUAUACCUCAUAGCAUUCUUCCUGCUCGCUGACGGCCUGAACACGACCGGCACGCUUGUGUCAAUCUGUCAGAACGACAAGUUCAACUUCUCGUUCCUGCAGAACACGUAUCUCGGUCUUGCACAGGCCAUUACCUCCACAAUCAGUACGCUGGGCUUCUGGUACAUCCAGAAGUACUGGAAGAUCCCCACGAAGACCAUGUUCACGAUCACGAACGUCGUAACGAUCUUCAUCCCCCUUUGGGGCAUGAUCGGUAUCUGGACGACCAAGUUCGGCUUCCACAACGUCUGGGAGUUCUGGGCGUACAACGUCGUGUUCGGCCUCUUCCAGGCGCCGUACUACGCCUUCUCGCAGACGAUGAUGGCCGAGCUCACCCCGCCCGGGUUCGACAACAUGUUCUUCGGACUGUUCGGGCUCUCCAACCGUGCAUCCUCGAUGAUCGGCCCGAACGUGAUCCAGGCGAUCAUCGACCGCACGGGCGACAACUGGAAGGGCUUCCCCUUCCUCUUCGCGCUCUGCCUGUGCGCGAGCGUCGUGAUCUGGUUCGGGGUGGACGUGACGACCGGGCGGCGCGACGCGGUCGCGUGGGCGGAGAAGCACCGCUCGUACGCGGAGACGGGCGUGUUCACCUCGGAGGAGGAUGGCGUGUCUGCGCCUGUGGAGGACUUGAAGAAGAAGCUGUAG
Trametes versicolor FP-101664 SS1 is the source of this 1617-nucleotide messenger RNA. Its product is annotated as MFS general substrate transporter. The record is from RefSeq and is a predicted model, not a curated record. The transcript is spliced from 16 exons. NCBI's taxonomy places the organism in Eukaryota, Fungi, Basidiomycota, Agaricomycetes, Polyporales, Polyporaceae. Bases 1 to 1617 code for a protein of 538 amino acids. Gene Ontology annotation, biological process: amino acid transmembrane export from vacuole.